Diospyros lotus (date-plum) is the source of this 1572-nucleotide messenger RNA. Its product is annotated as probable serine/threonine-protein kinase PBL26. Bases 1 to 1332 code for a protein of 443 amino acids. The record is from RefSeq and is a predicted model, not a curated record. NCBI's taxonomy places the organism in Eukaryota, Viridiplantae, Streptophyta, Magnoliopsida, Ericales, Ebenaceae. Gene Ontology annotation, molecular function: protein kinase activity; ATP binding. The transcript has 5 exons. Gene Ontology annotation, biological process: protein phosphorylation.
AUGAGUUGCUUUGCCUGCUUUUCGUCCAGGGAAAAGAAAACCGCCAGGAAGCUUAGUAGCAAGAGGGGGAAAAAUGCGGCUGCCGCUGCUGCUGCGGCUGCCGCAGCCCCCGCCACCUUCGCUCCUGAGCCUGCUGCUGCCCCGGCCCCUACACAACCUAGAGAAGCCCCUCCACAGCCACUGCCCGAAGAACCUAAGAAGGCCCCAGCCGAAGCCGAAAGCAAAUACGAAGGCACCAGAGAAGCUGAUAACAACAUUGCAGCAGAAACCUUCACCUUCCGAGAGCUGGCUGCGGCCACAAAGAAUUUCAGGCAGGAAUGUCUGAUCGGCGAAGGCGGUUUCGGCCGAGUUUAUCAAGGGAAGCUUGCGAAGACAGGCCAGGUUGUGGCUGUGAAGCAACUCGACCGGAAUGGAUUGCAAGGGAACAGAGAGUUUCUUGUGGAGGUUCUGAUGCUGAGCCUCCUGCACCAUCCAAAUCUUGUGAAUCUUAUCGGGUACUGCGCCGAUGGCGAGCAAAGACUUCUUGUUUACGAGUAUAUGCCGCUGGGGUCUUUAGAAGACCAUCUUCUUGAUCUUCCGUCGGGUCAAGCACCCUUAGAUUGGUGCAAGAGGAUGAAAAUAGCCGUGGGUGCUGCCAAAGGUCUGGAGUAUCUACACGACAAGGCCAACCCACCCGUCAUAUAUCGUGAUCUGAAGUCAUCCAACAUCUUGCUGGACAACGAGUUCAACGCGAAGCUCUCUGAUUUUGGGCUGGCGAAGCUAGGUCCUGUCGGGGAUAAGUCUCAUGUGUCUUCCAGGGUGAUGGGAACAUACGGCUACUGUGCCCCGGAGUAUCAAAGAACCGGCCAACUGACUGUAAAGUCCGAUGUAUACAGCUUUGGGGUGGUUCUGUUGGAGUUGAUCACCGGACGGAGAGCCAUUGACACCACAAGGAGAACGGAGGAGCAAAAUUUAGUAUCUUGGGCGGAACCAAUUUUCAAAGAACCAAGCAGGUAUACAGAGCUAGCUGAUCCACUUCUCCAAGGAGACUUCCCCGUGAAAUGCUUGAACCAAGCUGUAGCAAUAUCUGCAAUGUGCCUCCAAGAGGAUGACUCGAUGCGGCCAUUGAUGAGCGACGUGGUGAGUGCCCUCAGUUACCUCGGGCAGGAAGUCGAGGCAGGAAGCAUCACGCCCCUGUCAGACCUCGCCUCACCACCACCACCAGAAGCGACUGACAGUCACCAGGACGAAGUUAGCGCGAUGGAGCGCCAACGAGCAGUUGCAGAAGCCAUAGAAUGGGGCUCCAACUCAAGGAAUGAGCAGCUAAGGUCACUGGAUGCAAUUGGUUCCUAACCGUGCUUUCACUCAAUCUUUCAUCUUAAAUCUACACAAGGAUGUGAAGGAUCUAUCAUCUUCUUGCUCUCUUUGUAUGUUAAUGUGUGCCCUUUUAGCAAGAAGAAUGAUUUACCCUGAUCAUGAAUCAUUAGUGGAAUUCAGUUCUUGAGUGAGCACAGACUGAUACGUGCAAAAAAACCCAAAAAACAAAACCAAAAGGAGAGUCAAAUGCGAAGGAAGGAGAACAUUUUCUGUACC